AGGCCGGCCACCUGCGUGCACCUACCACAUCACCUAGUGCCAGCGCAUCCACGCAUAUCCAAUAGAUUGGGUCGCAUCCAAGCCUACCUCAUCGCGGCUACCCAAGUGACGAAAGACCCUCCCAACGCGUUGUGCCCUAUACCAGUCAACCAUCCCACCCUUCAUCUCGAAGCACAGGACAAUCUAACAACGGGUGCCAUAAGGGUUAUAAUUAUACAGAGAUCUUACGCCACGGAUUUAACAGCAGUUAUCGAAUUGGAAGCUUCAACUCAGACGGCUUCCUAAGAUCGAAGGAAGCAGGGAUAUCGAAGCUCGAAGACUGCAAGCUUCUCGCCGCCAGUUCGCGCGCCAUCCAUCGCCAAUAAUGAUGGACUACGCGCAAUAUCAGCAACCACCACAGACGGCGCAUUCUGGUUACACGAGCUCAGGUGCUGGAAAUAACAUCACAUCUCCUACAAGUCACAGCUUACACCAGCACGGUGUUCAAACCUCACCUAUCCUUCCCUCGCAACAUCAAACUUCGGCACCCGGACAAGGACACAAUAUGUAUCAGACACAGUACGGCGUACCUCAACAGAGCAUGCAUUAUGGCAUCCAGGCCGCUGCGAUGGCCGCAACCGCUGCUGCAGCUGGUGGAACGGGAUACUCCAGCUACAUGCCGCCCGACCCCAAUAUGACACAAAGCUCACCGAGGAUGGCUGCCGGUUCGAAGAAAGAAACCCGGGAUCCUCGCUCGCCGCAGCAGAUGAAUAGUGUUAACCAGCUUAGUCAACGACGAAUGAGCCAAGUCACGAGUCCAGGAGUACCCAAUGCGCCUAUGAUGAAUCACACGGGCCCUCGCUCAGGCGUCGCCCCUCCUAUGCCACCAGGCCAGACGAUGCAGCCUCCGCAAUCCCCAGAAAUGGCAGCUGGCGUUGAAGAGUCGCCACUCUAUGUCAACGCCAAACAAUUUCACCGCAUAUUAAAAAGACGAGUCGCCCGUCAGCGCUUAGAAGAGGCCUUACGCUUGACAAGCAAAGGCCGAAAACCAUAUUUACAUGAAUCUCGACAUAAUCAUGCCAUGCGUCGACCUAGGGGUCCUGGCGGCCGUUUCCUUACUGCGGAAGAAGUCGCCGAGAUUGAGCGUAAUAAAGCUGCUGGGGAGGACAAAGAUGGCACCAGCGGAGAACCAGCCGAUGCUAAAGUUGGCUCAAAGAGGAAAUCUGAAGCAAAUUCAACAACACCCAAUAAAAAGGCCAAGACUACAGCUACAGAAAGCCCCGAGGAUGAAGAAGAGGAAGACGCUGAGGACGACAGCUAGUACAGGUGGCCUUGUGCCACACCAACAUUUGCUUUGUCAGCCAUCACGAUGUUACGACUUGUUUGAUUCUUGCUGCCUAUACCAUUUCUUAUCUGGCUCUUCUCGGGGAGAUGGGAAUCAUGGGAGGGAGUCAUUCGGAAACGACGGAGCGUUGUUUUUAUACUGCUUUUGAAAGGAAUAAGCCGACGCGAGUUGGUCUUUUCUCUCGUAUAUGGGACCAGGUUUCCCCGUGGUGUUUCAACAGCAUGUCGGCAGGCGCCGGGACAUUCGCUCUCGAUCUUUUCCUAAACAUUUUCCCCAUCGCUCGCGCGAUAUGUUCCGCCUCUCUACUUCAUAUUCGUUUAAUUUUGUUGCAUAGUGUCGAGACCCUGUGGGUAGGUUGGUAAGAAGCAAGAUUGCAGGAUGAAA
Molecule: messenger RNA, 1708 nt
Organism: Xylaria bambusicola
Lineage: Eukaryota; Fungi; Ascomycota; Sordariomycetes; Xylariales; Xylariaceae
Product: CCAAT-binding transcription factor (CBF-B/NF-YA) subunit B-domain-containing protein
Exons: 1
Coding region: 365-1300 (311 amino acids)
Biological process (GO): regulation of transcription by RNA polymerase II
Cellular component (GO): CCAAT-binding factor complex
Molecular function (GO): RNA polymerase II cis-regulatory region sequence-specific DNA binding; DNA-binding transcription factor activity, RNA polymerase II-specific
Source: RefSeq, a predicted model, not a curated record